CUGGGAGGAGGAGGGGGGUUCUGAUGGGCUGGUUGCGGAGGCUGGGAAGUCUGGCUGAGCAGCAGUUUGUGUGCUGGGGGUCUCCUCUUGUGCAGCUUGCCCUCUCCUUGGUGUUGACGAUGUUGCCGUGGUGACUGGGGCCGUUCCCCGGGUCAGAGGGAGCGAAGCUCCGGCUGCAGCCGCUACUCACAGCCCGAGGCUCAGGCUGGGCCUCGGCCCCGGCCCGGGAGCAGCAGGAGGCAGACGGUGUGAGGCCGGCCGGCCGGACAUGGCAGUGAAGACCCGGAGCCGGGCCCCGGCCGAGGACAGGGAGCGCUGCUCGCCUCCCGGGAACAAGGCCGCGCCCAAAGCCCCCAGCCCGCGGCGGGAGCGCCGCAAGGACGGUGCCGUCACCAAGAACAAACUCCCGGUCCUGGGGCACUCCGGGAAAUGGGUCACCGGCAUCCGGGGGCCGCUCGGACUCAGCGACUCGGCACUCAGCAGCCUGGGGACCACCAUCGUCCUGGCUAUCAUAGCAGGAAUUUUACAUUGGUACCAUAUAUCUAGUCUUUUUGAAAAUAAUCGACAUUUCUCUCACCUUUCAACACUUGAAAGGGAGAUGGCCUUUCGCACUGAGAUGGGCUUGUAUUAUUCUUUCUUUAAGACCAUCAUUGAAGCACCUUCAUACUGUGAAGGUUUACGUUACAUAAUGAACGAUCGCCUGACUGAAUAUCCUUUGGUUAUCAACACCCUGAAGCGCUUCAAUCUCUAUCCAGAGGUAGUACUUGGCAGCUGGUAUCGCAUUUACAUCACUGUUGCAGACUUCCUUGGCAUUUCAACUAAAAUGUGCUGGCGUGUGGACCGAGGGAAGGGCUUCAGUCCCGUGGAGAGUUGUGAAGGAAUGGGAGACCCUGCCUACUUUUAUGUAACAUUUGUUUUUAUUUUAAAUGGGCUCAUGAUGUCACUGUUUUUCCUCUACGGGACGUACUUGAGUGGGAGCAGGUUUGGUGGAGUCAUCACUGUUGUUUGCUUUUUUUUUAACCACGGUGAGUGCACAAGAGUCAUGUGGACCCCUCCUCUCCGUGAGAGCUUCUCCUACCCAUUCCUAAUCUUGCAGAUGCUGCUCUUAACUCGCAUACUAAGAAGAGUCUCUGUGGAAAAGAAGACCUUGGCUGCAUUUUGUAUUGCAACUAUCCUCUUCCUGCUUCCAUGGCAGUUUGCACAGUUUGUGCUACUUACACAGGUUGCGUCACUCUUUGUAACAUAUGUUUUUGGCUAUAUUGAUGCCCACAAGCUGCUGAACAUCCUUUAUGCUCACAUGAUAUCCCUGCUGGUUUGUUUUAUAUUAAUGUUUGGAAAUGCCAUGCUGUUAAGCUCCUAUUAUGCUUCAUCUCUGGCAAUCAUUUGGGGAUUGGUCACUUUUAGAUCACAUAUUUCGGCAUAUUGGCCGCAAGGUGUUGCUUAUUCAUGGAUGGCUAAAGGAACUGUCUGGCUCAUUGGAACUAUUAUGCUCAAAUUCGUGGCGUCUAAAUUAUUAGGAGUUGCUGAUGAUGCGCACAUAAGUAAUCUACUGAAAUCUAAGUUCACCAGCUACAAGGAUUUUGACACGCUGAUGUACACAUGUGCUGUGGAGUUUGAUUUCAUGGAGAUUGAGACCCCUGUGAGAUACACAAAAACCUUACUACUUCCAGUGACUGCCUGCAUUUUUUCUGUUAUAGCUUCAAGGGUGGAUAGGAUGGGAGCUCAGUACUCACCCUCCACCGUACAAGACGUUUAUUGUACUCACCUAAGAUUGCCUGACCGAUUCUUCAAAACUCGAAUAGAGACUUUGAAGGAGCUGCUCUGUUUGUUAAAAGGAGGACUGCCAGAAGGUAUAGAUGAUAAGAGAUGUCCAACCCGUGGAGAGCUGGUCUAUCAUGUUUUGCAGUUGGUAGCGUUUGUUGUCCUGGCCAUUCUCAUCAUGAGACUGAAACUUUUCCUCACUCCUCAUAUGUGCAUCAUGGCUUCUCUAAUUUGCUCCAGGCAGCUAUUUAGCCGGGUUCGGAGUAAAUCCCAUCACCAGAUAAUUGUGUGUGUAAUGCUGGCAGCAAUGGCUUUACAGGGGGCAGUAAACCUAAAGGAGCAGUGGAGCAUCAUUGGAGAGUUCAGCAACUUCCCUCAGGAGGAAUUAUUGGAGUGGAUUAAAGAAAAUACCAAAAAAGAUGCUGUGUUUGCUGGAGCUAUGCCCACAAUGGCAAGCAUCAGGUUAUCUACAGGACGCCCUAUUGUAAAUCACCCACACUAUGAAGAUGCAGGCCUGAGAGAAAGAACGAAGCAGGUGUAUGCGAUGUACAGUCGGAAACCCGCAGAGGAAGUGAAGAAUGGGCUCAUGAGGCUGGGAGUAGACUAUUUUAUUUUUGAAGAUUCCUGGUGCUUAAGAAAAACAAGGCCUGGUUGCAGUAUGCCAGAAAUUUGGGAUGUGGAGGAUGCUCACAAUGCAAUGAAACCCCCCUUGUGCUCAGUCCUUUCCAAAUCACCUGCUCCUCACUUCACUCCUGUGUUUCAGAAUGACGUUUACAAAGUCUUAAAGAUAAAGAAAAGUCUCAACUGGACAUAGAAAUCUGUGGGAAUUGGCUGAACAGAGGCUUUUCCGGGUUGAGUCCAGUUGAACUUUGCUGUGCAGAUGAAAUCUCAAAUGGCUUAAAAACGGCAACAGGAGGUGUGAAUGAAGACAAAAGCAAAUGUAGAAAUAUGAUCUUUGUAAGUGUUUCUUUGUAAACAGAAUUUUCAUGUCUUUAUGGAGUUAUGCAUAUGUGAUUAUUUUCAAUAAAGAUUUUGAGUAAAA
Messenger RNA from Carcharodon carcharias (great white shark), 2803 nucleotides. It is a transcript of the gene dpy19l1l, whose product is annotated as dpy-19-like 1, like (H. sapiens). Gene Ontology annotation, molecular function: mannosyltransferase activity. The transcript has 23 exons. Gene Ontology annotation, cellular component: nuclear inner membrane. The coding region runs from base 269 to 2575 and encodes 768 amino acids. The record is from RefSeq and is a predicted model, not a curated record. NCBI's taxonomy places the organism in Eukaryota, Metazoa, Chordata, Chondrichthyes, Lamniformes, Lamnidae.